Molecule: messenger RNA, 2202 nt
Organism: Striga asiatica
Lineage: Eukaryota; Viridiplantae; Streptophyta; Magnoliopsida; Lamiales; Orobanchaceae
Source: the annotation of a GenBank genome assembly
GCUAGGUGGGUUUUAGGCCCCAAACUAGCCCAACCCGCUUCACAUCGUUGUAUCUUUCUCACGUCCUUAUUAUAAGUUACCACCACAUUACAUCUCCGAUUCCCUCUAGGUUUUUUUGCUUUUCCCCCAUUUUUACAGUCUGAUAACCUAAUUCGUUCGAAGAUGAAGGUGGUUACCGAUUGUUUCUGGGACGGGAAGGUUUUAACUCCCGGAUUCAGAUUUCAUCCGACGGACGAGGAGCUCGUGCUUUACUAUCUAAAGAAAAAGAUCUGCUCCAAACGACACCGUUUGGAUGUGAUCGGCGAUCUGGACGUUUACAAAUGUGACCCGGAGGAAUUGCCUGGGAUGUCAAAACUGAAAACAGGUGACAGACAAUGGUACUUCUUUAGUCCCAGGGAUAGAAAAUACCCGAAUCGAGCAAGGUCCAACCGAGCAACAAAACACGGGUACUGGAAAGCAACUGGAAAGGACCGAAUCAUCACGUGCAGUUCUCGUGCAGUUGGAUUAAAGAAGACCUUAGUUUUCUACAGAGGCCGUGCACCAAACGGGGACCGCACAGACUGGGUCAUGCAUGAAUAUACUAUGGAUGAAGACGAGCUGAAAAGGUGCAAAACUGUCAAGGAAUACUAUGCACUGUACAAGGUCUAUAAGAAGAGUGGCCCAGGUCCUAAAGUUGGGGAGGAAUAUGGUGCGCCCUUUAAUGAAGAGGAAUGGGAAGAUGAUGGGGACGAAACUCAGUGCAUUGUUGAGAAAGAGAAUCCUUUAAUGAAUGCUACUGCUAAUGAGGCCGUCCUUGUUGAUAAUAGCGGCAGAGUCAAUUGUCAUCUUGUGUCCUCAUUGGAGGAUGAUCUUGAGGAAAUGAUGAAAAGGAUGGCGGACGAGUUUAUCCCUCUUCAGACCCUAGUUGCUGAUGAAAACGGGUAUAAUUUGGGACAGUUCACGGGUGAGGUCGAGACUGUUAGUAACUCAGUUGACCAUUCUUGUAGAGAUUUUCCUUUACCCGUGAUGCAGCCUUCUUCACAGCCUUCAUGGCAGCAGCAGCUGAAUGGGGCAGCAGCUGCAGCAGCUAAUUUUGAUCUUACAGAGUCGGGAAUUGGUGGAUUAUUAUCCUUCAAGGAGCCACCCGAGAUCUUAUCAAACCCGGUUUUGAUAGGUACACGCGAAAUUGAAGAGGAUUUCAAUGAAGAUUUUUUUGAAAUGGAUGAUCUGAGUGACCCAGUUCUGACCUCACAAGGUACUGAUGAUCUUUUGUACAAUGAUCCUCAGAAGCUGUUGCUUGAUGGGUUUGACUUUUAUGAGGAUGCCCUUUGUGACCUGGGCCCACUCAACUCGAGGGAGGUUUCUCGACCCCAGAUGAGUAGUUUUGUUGACAAUGGAAGUCAGAACGUGAUCUCGAGGUCGCCGUUGAACAUUCUCGAGAACCCAAGAGCGAGUUACCUGAUGGAGCAAGAAUUUCAUGACCUGGAAGGGGUCGCUUAUCAAAUGUGGACAGAUAAGCAAAGUUGCAGUUUCUUAAGCGGUGCUGAGGCAAAUGAGGGACUCUUUCCUUCCCAAUCUUCAGGUCUAUUGCAUCAAAACCAAGAUAACGGUCUCGAAAAUCAAUUGAGUGGAGCAAAUGAAAAUGGGAGCCGGAAAGAGGAUGAUGGUGAAGACUCAUGGUUCUCGUCUGCUGUGUGGUCCUUUUUGGACACUAUACCAACAACUCCUGCUUCAGCUUCCGAGAAUGCAUUGGUAAAUAGGGCGUUUGAGCGAAUGUCGAACUUCGGUAAGGUAAGAAUAAAUGGCAGAAACAUGAAUGUUGCUGCAGGCAAUGCCUUGGCAACUACCAGAAGGUUGGCCAAGUUUAGAGUCAGUUUUAUCUGUUUGUCUUUAAUUGGAGUGUUGUGCGCUAUAUUAUGGGCGCUUGUUGGAAACAAUGUGAAAUUGGCGGUUUCAUAUUAUUAAAUAUUAAUAUGAAGUAUUUGACUAGUAUGUAGAUGGGAGUUUUGAUGUGGUGCUUGCUGAGAAUUUUACGGGCAAGUCUUCUUAACAGUUAGAAAAGUCUUUCUAAAUGUAUGUGUAUAUAUGUAUGUAUAUAUGAGUGAGUGCACUCUGCAGGUAGUGUGCACUAGGGUAAAUAAGUCAAAUAUUUUCUUGUCAAUUCGCUAUUCGUAUUCGGCAUUCAUGAUUCAUAUUCAUAAAAAAAUGAAUUCGAAUAAAAAU